AUGACGGUCGGCUGCGUCCAUCAUCUGAAAUAUGAAGCCAUCAUCAUCAUCAUCAUCAUCUUCAUCAUCAUCGUGUUUCCUGGGGACAACAUGAUCACUUUCAUGAAGAAGGAGCUGAAGAAGAUCCAGAAGCUUCUGAGUCCAGAUUACCCAGAAUGCUCAGUGUUGGAGGGUGAGGAUGAGGAGCAGAGGAAGAGCAGCAGAGAGGCGUUAGUGAAGAUCACAGUGGACUUCCUGAGGAGGAUGAAGCAGGAGGAGCUGGCUGAGCGUCUGCAGAGCAAACUUUGUGGCUGUAAACUAAAAUGUGGUCUAAAGAAGAAGUUCCAGUGUGUGUUUGAGGGGAUUGCUAAAGCAGGAAACCCAACCCUUCUGAACCAGAUCUACACAGAGCUCUACAUCACAGAGGGAGGGACUGCAGAGGUCAAUGAUGAACAUGAGGUCAGACAGAUUGAAACAGCAUCCAGGAAACCACACAGACCAGAAACAACCAUCAGACAAGAAGACAUCUUUAAACUCCCACCUGGAAGAGAUGAACCAAUCAGAACAGUGAUGACAAAGGGAGUGGCUGGCAUUGGGAAAACUGUCUUAACACAGAAGUUCACUCUGGACUGGGCUGAAGACAAAGCCCACCAGGACAUCCAGUUGACAUUUCCACUGACUUUCAGAGAGCUGAAUGUGCUGAAAGAGAAAAAGUUCAGCUUGGUGGAACUUGUUCAUCACUUCUUUACUGAAACCAAAGAAGCAGGAAUCUGUAGCUUUGAAGAGUUCCAGGUUGUCUUCAUCUUGGACGGUCUGGAUGAGAGUCGACUUCCUCUGGACUUCCACAACAAUGAGACCCUGACUGAUGUUACAGAGUCCACCUCAGUGGAUGUGCUGCUGACUAACCUCAUCAGGGGGAAACUGCUUCCCUCUGCUCGCCUCUGGAUAACCACACGACCUGCAGCAGCCAAUCAGAUCCCUCCUGACUGUGUUGGCAUGGUGACAGAGGUCAGAGGGUUCACUGACCCACAGAAGGAGGAGUACUUCAGGAAGAGGUUCAGAGAAGAGGAGCAGGCCAGCAGGAUCAUCUCCCACAUGAAGACAUCACAAAGCCUCUACAUCAUGUGCCACAUCCCAGUCUUCUGCUGGAUCACUGCUACAGUUCUGGAGGAUGUGCUGGAAACCAGAGAGGGAGGAGAGCUGCCCAAGACCCUGACUGAGAUGUACAUCCACUUCCUGGUGGUCCAGACCAAAGUCAAGAAGGUCAAGUAUGAUGGAGGAGCUGAGACAGAUCCACACUGGAGUCCAGAGAGCAGGAAGAUGAUUGAGGAUCUGGGAAAACUGGCUUUUGAUCAGCUGCAGAAAGGAAACCUGAUCUUCUAUGAACCAGACCUGACAGAGUGUGGCAUCGAUAUCACAGCAGCCUCAGUUUACUCAGGAGUGUUCACACAGAUCUUUAAAGAGGAGAGAGGACUGUACCAGGAGACGGUGUUCAGCUUCAUCCAUCUGAGUGUUCAGGAGUUUCUGGCUGCUCUUCAUGUCCGUCUGACCUUCAUCAAGUCUGGAAUCAACCUGAUCGGAGAGGAACCAACAAGGAAGGAGACAAAGCUCUACCAGAGAGCUGUGGACGAGGCCUUAGAGAGUCCAAAUGGACACCUGGACAUGUUCCUCCGCUUCCUCCUGGGUCUUUCACUGCAGACCAAACAGAAUCUCCUACAUGGUCUACUAACACAGACAGGAAGUAGCUCACAGACCAAUCAGAAAACAGUCCAGUACAUCAAGGAGAAGAUCAGUAAGAAUGUGUCUGCAGAGAGAAGCAUCAAUCUGUUCCACUGUCUGAAUGAACUGAAUGAUCGUUCUCUAGAGGAGGAGAUCCAUCAGUUCCUGAGAUCAGGACGUCUCUCCACAGAUGAACUGUCUCCUGCUCAGUGGUCAGCUCUGAUCUUCAUCUUACUGUCAUCAGAAGAAGAUCUGGCCUUGUUUGACCUGCAGAAAUACUCUGCUUCAGAGCAGGCUUUUCUGGGGCUGCUGCCAGUGGUCAAAGCCUCCAGCAAAGCUCUACUGAGCAGCUGUAACCUGUCGGAGAGAAGCUGUGGACCUCUGUCCUCAGUCCUCAGCUCCCAGUCCUCCAGUCUGACAGAACUGGACCUGAGUAACAACGACCUGCAGGAUCCAGGGGUGAAGCAGCUGUCUGCUGGACUGAAGAGUCCAAACUCCAAACUGGAAACCCUCAGGCUCAGUGUAUGUAACCUUUCAGAGAGAAGCUGUGCAGCUCUGUCUUCAGUUCUCGGCUUCCAGUCCUCCAGUCUGAGAAAACUGGACUUGAGUAACAACGACCUGCAGGAUCCAGGGGUGAAGCAGCUGUCUGCUGGACUGAGGAGUCCCAGCUGCAAACUGGAAACUCUCAGCCUGUCAGGAUGUCUGAUCACAGAGGAAGGCUGUGCUUCUCUGGCCUCAGCUCUGACCUCCAACCCCUCCCAUCUGAGAGAGCUGGACCUGAGAUACAACCAUCCAGGAGACUCAGGAGUGAAGCUGCUGAUGGCUGCACUGAAGGAUCCACACAGACUCAGGGUGGAACCUGCUGGAGAUCGAUGGCUGAGACCAGGUCCAAGCAAGUAUUUCUUUCCACUCACAGUCGACGUCAACACGGUGAGCCGAGUCCUGAAGCUGUCUGAGGACAACAGGAAGGUGACACAUGUGGCGGAGCUUCAGUCCCAUCCUGAUCAUCCAGACAGAUUUGAUGGCCGCUGGCCUCAUCUUCUGUGUGGAGAUGCUCUGACUGGUCGCUGCUACUGGGAGGUGGAGUGGAGAGGGGAUGUUGAUAUAUCUGUGAGUUACAGAGGAAUCAGCCGAAGAGGAGACACUAAAGAGUGUGUGUUUGGAUGGAACGACCAGUCCUGGAGUCUGGACUGCUCUGCUGGUUGUGGCUACUCUGUCUGGCACAAUAAGAAAGGCACACCCAUCUCCUUCUCCUCCUCCUCCUCCUCUGUUGCUAACAGAGUAGCUGUGUAUGUGGACUGUCCUGCUGGCUCGCUGUCCUUCUACAGAGUCUCCUCUGACUCACUGAUCCACCUCCACACCUUCAUCACCACAUUCACUCAACCCCUCUAUGCUGGAUUUACACUCUGGUCUGGUUCCUCAGUGUGUCUCUGUUGAGUACAAAAUAUUUAAUCCUGUCAGAGAAACUUUGGGUACAAGUCCAAUUCCAAACAAGUUGGAUGUUUAAAACGUAGAUAGCUGCAGAACGAACUGCUCAAUGUUAAACUGGGCAGAGGUUCAUCAGUCGGGUAGGGCAUCGUUUGAAUUUGAACGAUUCCGGUUCUGGUUCCUAGCGAUUCUCCAUUCCGAUUCUUUUAAGAGGCAGGGUCAGAAAAGUUUACAUGUUUUAAAUGAGCUAGCUAACCAAACGUUUCUCUGGAUGAAAUAGUCUGAAUUUCUUCAUGAACUUUUUACUUUUUAUGAACUUACUAGGAAUCUUUCACAGGGUUGGUUUCAGCAAAUAUAUAAAUAUCAAAUGUAUGAACUUAAAUAUAAACAAACGCAGGUUGAAGCUCCAUCAUUGAGCCUUUUAAAUCAGAUUCUCACAAACAAAAUACACACUAAACAUUUCAUGUGCAGUUUUACUCAUUCAGGAGUUGUUGUUAUUAAUUCUAGAUGAAUAUCAAGCCUGUGUGCUCGAACACACACAUCUUAACUGGCAUUUAUUUAACUCUAUAUCCACUAAAGAAGGAAGCUGUGAUCCUUCCUGGAUCCAGAUGUUGUUUUUCUGUCUGUUUCCAGUCAAAGCUUCACAGUGAAAAGUUGCAGUUUGUGUUUAAGUGGGACCAUUGAGUUUGCUGUAAAGAUCCAUUUCCAGGUGUCCAUGCUGACUUCCUGUUAGUCUGACGCUGCUCAGGAACUCGGUUCUGGUUCCCAAAUGUUGAUGAAUGUUGUUGAACACUCAGGGCUUAACUGACGGCUUGUUCUGGGUUUUGUUUGGAGUUUUUUUUUUUUUUUUUUUUGCUUGUGUAAAAUCUUUGUUCUGUUAACAGAGGUUUUAGAUUGUUGCUGAAAUAAAUUGAGUUUAAAUUUUCA
This is a messenger RNA of Melanotaenia boesemani (Boeseman's rainbowfish), 4053 nucleotides long. Its product is annotated as NLR family CARD domain-containing protein 3-like. The coding region runs from base 1 to 3135 and encodes 1044 amino acids. The record is from RefSeq and is a predicted model, not a curated record. The transcript is spliced from 8 exons. Lineage: Eukaryota; Metazoa; Chordata; Actinopteri; Atheriniformes; Melanotaeniidae. Gene Ontology annotation, molecular function: protein binding.